UUCCUGCUUCAGUCAAAUCACUGCCACAUGGAUGGAGGGCGUUACUGAAAUUAUUUAGUAAAAUAUAAUAUAUUCAGUAAUUAGAGUACACGAAAGCGGUGCGGUUUCCUGACGGUUCCAGUUGUGUACAUGAAAAAUACUUUUUGAAAUGUUUUCCACAGCGUCUAAAUCUUUAUUAUGUUGCUCAAACGCCUUAGGCCACCAAAGGGCGCUGGCGUCAAUGCUAACGAAGAGCCCAUCCAUCGCACAACAGACUUUACAAAGCCGGGAUUACCAUGAGGUCACCGGCAACAUAAUCUGUCCCAAUGUUGUCAGAGGAAUCGAUCACUUGCGAGAUCCCCGUCUCAAUAAGGGUCUAGCAUUCACACUGGAAGAGCGCCAGGCGCUAGGCAUCCAUGGUCUUUUGGCAGCCAAAUUCAAAAGCCAAGAGGAACAGCUGGAAAUUUGUACAAUAUCCAUUGACAGAUAUGAGGACAACCUAAACAAAUAUCUCUACCUCGUCGAGUUACAGGACAGAAAUGAGAAGUUGUUCUUCAGGCUUCUCGCGGAGAACAUUGAGAAGUACUUGCCUAUUGUGUAUACUCCUACUGUGGGCUUGGCCUGUCAGAGGUUCGGUCUGAUCUACAGAAGGCCUAGGGGUCUCUUCAUCACCAUCAACGAUAAAGGACAUAUAUUCAACAUUCUUAAAAAUUGGCCUGAACCCGACGUUCGUGCCAUAGUCUUCACGGAUGGAGAAAGGAUCUUGGGUCUUGGUGAUCUCGGUGCAUACGGCAUGGGUAUUCCAGUAGGAAAACUCUCCCUGUACACUGCAUUGGCCGGUAUUAAGCCCCAUCAAUGUCUCCCCAUCACUUUAGAUGUGGGCACCGACAACCAGGAUCUCCUUGAAGACCCGUUGUAUAUUGGUCUGCGUCAGAAGCGCGUACGAGGCAAGGAGUACGAUGAGUUUAUCGAUGAAUUUAUGGAAGCCUGCGUCCAGAGAUACGGACAGAACACUUUACUUCAGUUCGAAGAUUUCGCCUUAAUAAACGCCGGGCGUCUCCUAAAGAAGUACCGGAACAAAUACUGCACGUUCAAUGACGAUAUCCAAGGUACCGCCAGUGUGGCCGUCGCUGGUCUUAUGGCGGCCGUUCGAGUCACCAAGAGGAAACUCAGUGAAAACAUCUAUUUGUUCCUUGGCGCCGGUUCUGCAGCCAACGGUAUUGCCAGCCUAACAGUGGCCGCUAUGGUUGCGGAAGGUUUAACCGAAAAGCAAGCGAGAGAACGCGUAUACAUGUUUGAUAUCGACGGCUUAUUAUCCACGCGUCGACCGGGAGGAGUGCCUGAACAUGCGUCAGCCUUCGGAAAGGAUAUCGAACCGGAGAAGGACUUUGAAGCUUGCGUUGCGAAAAUUAAGCCCAGUUGUUUGAUUGGAUGCUCAACUGUCGGUGGUGCGUUCACUCCUAACGUGCUCAAACAGAUGGCUAAGAACACUGAGCGGCCCGUCAUCUUCGCGCUCUCCAAUCCUACCAGCAAAGCCGAGUGUACUGCCCAAGCUGCUUAUGACCAUACUGAGGGUCGUUGCAUCUUCGCAUCAGGAUCUCCCUUCCCGCCUGUAAAGUACGGAGGCAAGGAGUACCACACGGGACAAGGCAACAACUCGUACAUAUUCCCCGGAGUCGCUCUCGGCGUUAUCGCGACCGCUACGCAUCAUAUACCCGAGACAAUGUUCUUGACUGCCGCUAGGACUUUAGCUCAUUACGUCAGCGAGCAGGACCUCGCUAUCGGGCGUAUUUACCCAUCGCUGGCCGAAUUGAAGGAAGUUUCUGUAAAUAUUGCCAUCGAGGUCGCUAAGAUGGCCUACGACGAAGGUUUGGCGUCAGUCUACCCCGAGCCGAAAGAUCUUAUGAAGCACGUACACAAUCAGAUGUACAAUUUCAACUACGAAUGUUCCAUGCCAGUUGUAUGGGACUGGAAACCCGAAGAGAAGUUUAAUGUAAGACCCAUACAACCAGUCCCUAAAAACAUCUAAACCAGUAUUAGUAUAUUAUGUUUCGGUUAAGUGUCAGAUGUCAAACAAAUGCGCCAAUUUCAAUAGUUAAUCUUCUAUCUGUUUAGUUUUUUUUUUUCAGCUAAAUAUUAUUAUUAUUGAUCUUUGUAUGAAAAGUAUUUAAUCAUUGCUCGCCACUGUGGUGUCGAGUUGAAAUGGCGGGUCUCUCAUUUAAUUUGAUAUUUUUUGUUCAAAACGACACUAUUUCACAAAAUCACUGUCUACUCAUUACCUUGGGGUAUAUUUCAAAUGUUUUAAAAUAAUCGAUAUUUAAGAUUGAAUGAAUAGGUGGUGUAAUGGUGAAUUCGAUUAUGUUGUGUGUUUUACAAUCAGAUCAGCGGGCGUCUUUCGAAGAAUAUGCAUGAAUCAUACUCAAAUUCGGUAAAUUAAUUCCUAUAUAUUUAACAUCGAACACACAGCAUAAUAUUAAUACACCAUUAGUUUUAAGUAAUUUAAAUUAUGAGACGUUCGUUUUGGAAUGUUGUUAGUAAAUGCAAUAAAAAUGCGUUCAGUGCACAACGCCUUUAAAUGGGAGUGUUCAAGUUGUCCAUGUAUUACUGUUACAAUAAUUAAUUUACACAAAGUAUUUUAUACCUCCGUAAUAUAAAUACAACUUAUUUAAUGUUCAAAUUAGAAAAUUAUAUAAAAUAUUAUGACAGUAGGUUUAAUGCCCAGUUACUCGAAUCUCUUGUAUUUUUUUUUCUCAGAAGUAUUCUUUCAAAAGUAUUAGCUUGUUUCUUCUUUAAAGUUAUUAUUAAAACAGUAUUUCAGAACACGUAUUAAAUACUCUAUUUACAUAGGAAAUUAAAGUAAAAAAAAAAUAGAAUAAAUCUUCUCUGAGUAACUGGACUUAAUCCACAUUUAUUGUAGUGUUUCGACUGUAUUAUCAUUGUGUAUGUGCAAGUAGUAGGUAGUUGGACAUAAUAUUAUAACCAUGUUAUCGUAUUCAGUGUGGAAAUAAUAAUUACAGUGGCCUUGAACGUUGUUUUCAGCUUUGCUCACUAAAUGUUACACAGCAUACAUGUUAGAUGUUUCAAGUAGUAUGGUAUCAGACGGAAAAGCUUAUGUAAGGCUUUAUUGAAUCGGUAUACUUUGCCCAUUAGUUUACUUUGACAAUAUUUAUUUAUUGCACCUCUUAGACAUCAUUUGUUACGCGGCGAGCUAUUUAUUUAGGAUCAUAUUUUUCUAACAUUAUUAUUAAGUUGUAAAUGAAUUGUUUAUCAAAAUGGGAUGUACCUAUUUAAAAGUUGUGAAUAUUUGAAAUAAUAACAAUUAUACAAUAAAUGGAAUGAAAGUUGAGAAAGUCUAGUCACCGCAGCAUUAAAAUGCAGGUCAUCUAUUUAAUAUGCAUUUCACAUCAUUAUCUAAUAGGAAUUAAAUAAAAAUACAAACGUGAAUAACAUAAAGACAUUUAGAGGGUAAUUGGUUAGAAUGUCUAGAAUUGACUGGGAAUGAGGUAAUCUGCCGCAAUUUUAAUAAAGUUUUAAUUUUUAUGAAGUUUGUUAAUCGUGGUAACUCUGAUAAAAUAUACUAAAUAAUGACCACACAUCAUUUUACACGCAUUUAUUUUAUAUUUUACGUUAUAUGUUUUUUGAACGGUUUGUUUUAACAUUUUUUAUGGAAUUGGGUCACUUUAUCUCGGUGGAAUUAUGUAAAACUGACAAGGACAAAACUCAGAUACAACAACAACAUUUGAACACAGCGAAAAUGUAACAAUUAACAGAAUAGUUUUAACAUUUUAAAGGAGAAUGUCCAUGGACUAUGUGCUGUCCAGGGGGAGCUAUAAACUGUGUCGAGCUGCAAUCCAGUGAUAUACCUGAAUAAAUCAUUCUAUAAGUUAGGAUCCCUAUUAUAGUAACUGGAAAAGGUUGUAUUGACUACGUUUAAUAGAUCGUUAAUGGCAGAGAUGUGAAGGCAAACGGCCCAAUUCGUGAUAAUCAGCGAUUUAUCAGAAAACGAAUUCGGGCCAUUUUAUGAUUAUCGAAUAAUCAUGAAAUUAAAUAAAUUAAUUUAGUUAUUAGUAUAUUUAUUUUGCUGUUACAUGAUGCUGCAAAAUGGGCAAUCUCCUUUGACUAAGUAUUAUUUUUGAGUUCAGUAUUCUUAUAAUAAUGAACGAAAUUUCGCAGAGCGGAAUUAAUUCAAUGUUUUUAUUUUAAGUAGUCUUUUAUUUAUGUUACAUUAUGUAUCAGGUGAUAUUAUGUGAUUUACCUUGCUGUGACGAUGUAUAAUAAAAUUAAUCCCACUAUACAUGUUUGUUAAAUACUUGACUUAAUGUUGCAUGAAACUGAACUUAGUUCACGUUAUGGAAGCAUAUGUUGUAAGCUGGUCAAUUAUUAUCAGGCAAUACUAGAUCAGGGUUUUAUUUGUUUUUACACUGAUUUCAUUGCGUCAAUUUAAUGUGUUUCACCUCGUUAAUGUAAUUCAGCUUUCGGGAAUAAAGAUUACAUUAUUGUGUAUUAGUUAAAGCGAUUGUUAAAGUGAAAAAUUAUAGAUGUUACUCAUUAAACAUGUUCCAAAGAUA
Messenger RNA from Helicoverpa zea (corn earworm), 4547 nucleotides. RefSeq names its product NADP-dependent malic enzyme-like. The record is from RefSeq and is a predicted model, not a curated record. NCBI's taxonomy places the organism in Eukaryota, Metazoa, Arthropoda, Insecta, Lepidoptera, Noctuidae. Bases 149 to 2008 code for a protein of 619 amino acids. Gene Ontology annotation, biological process: malate metabolic process; pyruvate metabolic process. The transcript is spliced from 13 exons. Gene Ontology annotation, cellular component: mitochondrion. Gene Ontology annotation, molecular function: NAD binding; malate dehydrogenase (decarboxylating) (NADP+) activity; malate dehydrogenase (decarboxylating) (NAD+) activity.